Molecule: messenger RNA, 2296 nt
Organism: Camponotus floridanus (Florida carpenter ant)
Lineage: Eukaryota; Metazoa; Arthropoda; Insecta; Hymenoptera; Formicidae
Product: WASH complex subunit 1
Exons: 4
Coding region: 401-1921 (506 amino acids)
Biological process (GO): exocytosis; Arp2/3 complex-mediated actin nucleation; endocytic recycling
Cellular component (GO): WASH complex; recycling endosome; early endosome
Molecular function (GO): gamma-tubulin binding; alpha-tubulin binding; actin binding
Source: RefSeq, a predicted model, not a curated record
UAUGCAUCACCUAAAAGCAAGCCAUGACAUCUCUGUCUUCUCUCUGGUGGCAAUAGCAGUGAUGAUCGAUAAGUGAAACUCGCUUCGAUCGACAUGGAAAUCUCGCAUACGGGUUGCAUCUAAAAUCGAAGAGGGGGCAGAAGAAGCGGCAUCGUCUCUCUCAAAUUUUUCUGUCUAUGAUCAUGUGUUAUCUCGUUCCAACCCAACGUUGAAUACAACUUUCAGAAAUAUGAUCUGAGCGACUAUCAUGUCUCGUAUGAACGUGAUAAUUGCUACAGGGUUUAUAUGAUUUACAUAAUAUAUAAAUAUAAAUGUAAUUUAAAUAUAUAUGUAUAUAUAUGUAUCGAGCUUUUUUAAUUGUGAGAACAUAUGUAUUUUAUCACUGUGAGGUAAUUUAUUUAUGCUAUUUUCCGGGACCAAGAUGCCAGAACGAAUCGAAAUCGGUGUCAUUCCGAAUAAUUUGAGACACGAGGAAACUAUAGUUCAAAUAGCAGAAUCUUUGGACAACUUGAGUGAUGCUGUCUCAUAUAUAUUUGAUUGUAUAGACAAGAGGCUUUCGGAAAAUACGCAGAGAUUAACUAGCAUUAAAGAAAGAGCGAGGAAAUUGGAAGAUAGAUUACACUAUUUACAAACUAAUUUAAACUUGAAAGCAGUAAAAAUGUACUCUGCUGCUAAGUAUCCAGCUAGUCAUACUUAUAAAGAGUAUCAAAUGACUAUACCUCCGCAGCGCAAACAUGCGCCUAUUAUACCAAACGCUUAUAAAUGUUCUGUGCCUAUAAAAGAUAUUCCCGAAGCGUAUUUAUCUUCUAAUUGUAAGACGGAGGACGGUCAGUACGCCGCGAAUGUCAAUCUCCAAGAGAAACUCCAAUUUUAUCAUGUACGAUCAAAGGCUAGCAAAAAAGAUAACCCUGAAGAUAAUGAGGAGCUAUUGCCGCCACAAUUAUCUUCAGUUAGCGCCCUCCUACUGUUUGACAGUAUGGAUAGUCCUUAUGAAAAAACAUCCACUAGAUCAUCGCGUCAAUCUACGGACAAGCAGCAAAUUGAAGAUGCACCAGAUUCGAUUGUACAACCGUGGCUCUCGUCAGAUAUGGACGCGUCUUCCAGUUACUUAUAUACACCAACUCUCGGAGAGGUUCCUCAAAUAAACGUACCACUAACACUCCCAGAUUUACCGGGCAUUGUGGAUGAUGAAAAAUUCGUGCUCGAUCUUAAUUCCCAAAGUCCCAUCGCGCCAUCAUCCGCAGUCACGACGCCCACCGUUCGCUUGGAUCUACCGACACCCAUCAGCGACGAAAAAGAUUCUGGGUCGAAGAUGGAGGAUAGUGUUCCACAUUUGCCUACAACCAUGACAACCGCAUUGCAAGAACCUACGCCACCACCUCCUCCGCCUCCUACAUUUACCGUAAAUGCAAAUUGCCAUGAUGCCGUGAACAAUGAAAAAAUUGGUUUCCAACAAGUUGCGGCACCUCCGCCACCACCGCCACCACCGCCACCGCCGCCGCCACCGCCACCGCCAGCUACAGACUCGACUGUGUCUUCGUCAAACAAUAAAACGGAGAAACAAGAGAAGACAAUGAACCGUUUGUCCGCAAAUACUACAACGGAUGAUCGUUCCAAUUUAAUGGCGGCGAUUCGAGACGCUGGCGGGAUAGGUAGGGCGAAAUUGAGGCCUACUGCACCGGAUGCAAAAAAAUGCGAUAGAUGGUCAUCGGCAUCAGUCGGAGGAGACCUGAUGGCGGAUUUGCACGCGAAAUUAGCUCUGAGACGCAAAGGUAUCGCUGGUUCUACGGUGGGCGCUCUGGAAAGAAUGUCCAGUCUGAUACCACCACCUCCAAAACCAAAUGAAGCGUCCGCAUCCGAUAGAAAUUCUGCUACUAGUGAAUAUGAUUCUCAACCUGACACGGAUGAUUGGGAAGAGUGAUUAUUACUGUUGCGGUGAUUAAUCGAGCAUCGUACUGUUGAACAAUUAUUGUAACAUAUGGAGCAAUCUCAUCUAGACAAAUGGCUUAAAUAAUCAGUAUUCGCAUGUGUGAAAACUCAGGGGAAAUUCGAUAUAUAAUAGACUAAUAAUCACAAUACUGAAAUAGGCUGAUGGUCACAAUACAGAUCCAGGUGUAGUGUUUUUUUAUCCAACAGAUAUGAAAACUACUUAGUUUUUAAUUUUAUUUGGUGUGUGACUGCUGAUUAUAUUUCUCUCCUUUGUUAAUUUGCACACAAGUUUAUGUUGAAAAAAUUUGUGAUAUUACAAUUCACGUAAUGCAAGCAGAAAGAUAUUAUAUGAUAAUUAUAUUUAUAA